Molecule: messenger RNA, 1012 nt
Organism: Notolabrus celidotus (New Zealand spotty)
Lineage: Eukaryota; Metazoa; Chordata; Actinopteri; Labriformes; Labridae
Gene: ppib
Product: peptidylprolyl isomerase B (cyclophilin B)
Exons: 5
Coding region: 102-752 (216 amino acids)
Biological process (GO): protein peptidyl-prolyl isomerization; protein folding
Cellular component (GO): intracellular membrane-bounded organelle
Molecular function (GO): peptidyl-prolyl cis-trans isomerase activity
Source: RefSeq, a predicted model, not a curated record
GCUGUAGUCCCCUCCCCGGAUACUGCACUUCUCCUUCCCCCUUCAUAUAUAAAGCUAACACGACAAUCAGGCCGUCCCCGGGCUGCUCUAUUUUCUCGUAUAUGGUGAGACUGUGCGAGAGAAGGAUGAAGUUCCUUGUAGCUGUUACAGUCAUUGUGGGAUCGUUGAUUUUCCUCGCUUUCCCUAAUGGCUCCUCUGCUGACGAGAAGAAGAAAGGCCCGAAAGUGACUGCGAAGGUGUUCUUUGACAUCAGGAUUGGAGAUGAAGAUGUAGGAAGAAUCGUCAUCGGAGUGUUUGGAAAGACUGUCCCCAAAACAGUCGACAACUUCGUGGCCCUUGCAACAGGAGAGAAAGGAUUCGGCUACAAAGGCAGCAAGUUCCACAGAGUCAUCAAGGACUUCAUGAUCCAGGGUGGAGACUUCACCAGAGGAGACGGCACCGGGGGCAAGAGCAUCUAUGGAGACCGCUUCCCCGAUGAGAACUUCAAGCUGAAGCACUACGGACCCGGCUGGCUCAGCAUGGCCAACGCUGGCAAAGACACCAACGGCUCUCAGUUCUUUAUCACUACUGCUACCACUCAGUGGCUGGAUGGCAAACACGUCGUCUUUGGAAAAAUUUUGGAGGGAAAUGAUGUGGUGAAGAAAGUUGAGAGCACAAAGACAGACGGCCGCGAUAAACCUCUGAAAGACGUCAUCAUCCACGAUUGCGGCAAAAUCGAGGUGGAAAAGCCUUUCGCAGUGGCCAAGGAGUAAGAGAGCUGCAGAGAGGAAACGGGACUGGGGGCUUUACUGAGGGUGCGGGUUAAUCGUGCGGGUCACCUUGAUUUUUAUCGCGAGCAGCCCCACGUGGUCCUGGAAGAACAGGCUGCGGGUCAUUCAGUGUUGGUGGCUGUCGUCUUAAAGCACCAGGAGAGCAUUAACAUCGAGCAAUCACUACGACACUCUGGGUCCAUUUACCAACGAGCAUUCCAUGGUGCACUUACUGGUCGUUGUUGAUUUUUUUUUUUUUUUUU